Schistocerca gregaria is the source of this 3531-nucleotide messenger RNA. RefSeq names its product serine/threonine-protein kinase 3-like. Lineage: Eukaryota; Metazoa; Arthropoda; Insecta; Orthoptera; Acrididae. Gene Ontology annotation, biological process: protein phosphorylation. The coding region runs from base 21 to 1943 and encodes 640 amino acids. The record is from RefSeq and is a predicted model, not a curated record. The transcript is spliced from 4 exons. Gene Ontology annotation, molecular function: ATP binding; protein serine/threonine kinase activity. Gene Ontology annotation, cellular component: cytoplasm.
ACGUUCUAAGGUGCGCGGAUAUGCGCGCAUGUGAGAGAAAGAUGUCGGAAAGUGCAGAUGUUGAGCAGAUACAAAGCGCGUAUCCUGUUCUACCCGAUCAGUAUGAAAAGUCAUGCAAAAUUGGCCUGAACACGUGGAUAGCCCGAGUCAAGAAUAGUCGAAAGGAGGUGGUCAUUAAGAUGUACAGCGCGAAUUUUCCGUUCGAGAAGAAGCUGUUCCUUCAGAGGGCUCGGGCGAUUGUGGAGCUGUGUGGGGUGAGGCGGGGCUUCUUGACGAGCGGCACGUUGUUUUUCGUGGAGAACGCGCUGUGGAUAGUGUACGACCGCGAGCAGUGGGGAGAGGGGUGCUUGAAGGACUUGGCGACGUUCGCGAAUCCGAGCGGUGGGUUGGACGAGCAGUUGAUAAGGGCGAUAGUGGCGCAGAUAUUGGGGCCGUUGGAGUGGUACCACGGUCAGGGAAGGGUGUUUAGAGACCUCAGGAGCAAGAACAUUGUCAUGGAUUCGAGGAUGGGUGCGCAGCUUCAGAUGUUGACCUUUCCGAGCGUCUUGCAGGAGCAGGCGUUCGUCUUCAAGGAGGCGCUGUAUUGGAUGGCGCCGGAGUUGUUGAGGGCCGUGGAGGGCGAGCAGGGUGACUUUAGUUUGGCGGCGCCGUUGACAGCUUCGGCGGGUUCGGCGGUUGACGUGUGGGCGCUGGGCGUGACCAUGUUGGAGUUGUUGUUAGGGGAGUUGUCGCCGUUGGAGCAGGACCCGUCGGAGCAGCAGUCGUGCAUCGUGGUGCAGGAUCCUUCUUUGUUUUUGACGUCCGAGGUUUAUUGGGCGUCGAGUUCGGAAUUCAAGGAGGUGGUUGGCAUGUGCCUGCAGAGGGAGCCGUCCAGACGCGCCACGGUUGCCCAGUUGAGGGCGCACCCCUUUUUCAGAAACGCGCCGGACCCGGAGUACAUGUUUGAGUGCUAUUUCGGCAGGGGGGAGUCGAUUGAGGAUCGGUGGCCCGCGAUCGUCCAGAUAUACCAAUUGAAGAGCCAGACGAAGCAGAGGGUCGAGAAGCGGAGGGCGCAGGCCCAAGAAAAGUACGGCCAACUUCAGCCGGAGUUGCCCGCGAGCGCGGAGCAAGUCGGAGGCCUGUCGGCGCAGUCGGAAGGCGCGGCGGGCGGCGGGGACUUCCUGGGCAACCCGGCGUUGAAGGCGUCGGCGCAGAGCGAGAGCGGCGGCCUGUCGGGGCAGCUAGAAGCCGGGCAGGUCCAGAGGGUGACGCUGAAAAUACCGAUUACGUCCGUGAACUCGACGAACAACGACGCUACGAGAAGAGAAAGAAUUCAGCCAGAAGUGAGAGGAAGGUUCAGAAUCACGAAUCCAACGAUGAGCAUGCCGUCCCCAGCCGGCUCCGGCGGACCCGCCACCGCGGAUGUCACCGCCGAAGUCGUGCCAAGAGUGCCCUCUGGGGGCACGUCAAUGAACAGCACUCUAAAUGUCACCUCUUUGACAGCUGGCGAGUGCGGGAGCGGCGAGCAGAACAGCGCGCCCGCGCCCGACGCCGGCAAGAGGCGCCUCGCCGACUUCUAUUCGAUCACCACGGAACAACAGCCCGCCACGAACGUGCCCGUAGAGAGCUACCUCGGCGAGAACGAGACGGAGUUCCUGAUCUACGUCCGCGCCAUCACGGGGACCUCCGCCGACGUGAUCCUGGAAGAGAAGAUUCUGACCAUCCUGGGCCAGCUCCCGUCUCUGCCCGUUCACCAAGACGAGCAGGUCAACAUGUUGGAAGAGGUAAAUACAAAAUUCGAAAAAAAAAUCAAAUUUCAAGAAGAAAUCGAUUUGAGAAAUUGUUCUAUACAGCUCACCAAAGAUCCAUCAACGAUGAUCAUACGGGUCAAGAAGGCUGCCGGCGCCUUCUCUUCGGAGGACUGCCCCUCGAAGACGAAGAUACUGAGUGCUUACUUCCGGUGAAACCAGAGCGCGUAGUUGCCUAUUUGUUUCGCGAGGAGGGAGCCAUGGGAUCGUAGACCUCGUAGAUCUCUUCACCCGGCUGCGGCGACCUCUUGUCUUCGUCGAACACGAGCGGCUCGGUGCGCCAGCUGUUCCUCUCGGUCGCGCCCGACAGCAAGGCGCUGAACGCAGAGACGCGAGCGAGAAAGCGAUCCUCUUCGAAUUUCUUUUUUGGACGUUUUGGAAGGCCAGAAGCCUGCAGCGGCUCGUCGGAAGUCGGCUUGUGCCUCCUAAACCGAGGUAGCGCGAUGUCUUCGUCCGACGCCCUCGCUUCGGGCGCGCGCUCUUCGACCAAGCUCUGCCGAGCCAAGCGCCUGCGCUCGGCCCUCCGAUCAAGUUUCUUCUCGAUUCUCUUCCACUCUUGGCUCCUCUGCAGCAUGCCGGCCUCCCACGCCGAGUCCCGAUCGUCUUCGGCCAGAUGCUCUCUCGCGACGGUUGGCGCGUCCGGAGGCGAACCGUCGCGCCUUUGCGCGCUCUUGUCCGCGCGGUCCCGAGCGGGCGGCUUUGAGCCGGCUCUGGAGGGGGCCACCGUGACCUUGCUCGGGGCGCGGAGGGCGUGGUGCGUCUCCUCGGUUUCGGCUUCGUCGCCGAAGGACAGGAGCCCGAAGUUUUUGACGGCCUUGGUCGAGGCUUUCUUCGGCGCGGCGGCGAUCUCCGCUUCUUUGAACGCGUGCGGGAACGCGAUGUCUCGCGGGAACAGGUCGUCGAACGGGUUCCAGACGACGUGCGCGGACCGAAUGACAGGUGGGUUUACGAAGCGGUCUCCGUUUUUCCCGGGAAUGGUCUGCAGGUCGUUGACGCGAAGGACGUUGAAGAUCGUUUCGCCAACGACCUUUCCGAAGAUUGUGUGCUUUUUUUCGAGCUCGAGGGUCUUGUCCAGCGUGAUGAAGAACUGCGCCGCGUUUCGCGUUGAGUCCGUCGGGGUGCCGGCGCAGGCGACGAUGCCCCGGUGGGAAAAGUGAAGUCUCGAAUGUAUCUCAAGAGGGAAAGUCUCGUUAUUUGCAUAAAUCGUGGUGUUUUCUCCCAGGCCCGUUCCGGUUGGAUCGCCGGUUUGGACGAUGAAGGAGGGGAUGAAGCGGUGGAAGGAACAAUUGCUAUAGAAGCCCUCGAGGGCCAAUUGGACGAAGUUGCGCGUAGCCUUGGGCGCUUCCUUGGGCCAAAGUUCGAUGUCGAUGGGACCGAGUGUGGUGUCCAAGGUCACCUUUCCCCUAGUGGCCGGCUCGGAUACAUAGAUCCCAGACAUGGGUGCGCGGGACGGGAUGGCAGGCGUGGAGCGAAGGGCGAGGCAGGCGGUGGAGAGGGCGCAGGUACGCGUUCAUCGACGUGCGCCGCUACGGCAAACUGUAGUGUGAUUUGUCGUGUGGUCUUUUUUUUUUUUUUUUUGUCGCCGAGCGCGAAAAGCGGAGCGGCGCGCAGCCGCUCGCGAGCAAAAGCGUCCCUUCGUCUGUGCAAAAGGUACUUUUUUUCGGACCGCGAAAUGGAAGCGUCCUCUGAGAAUGGGCGCGACGCCAACCAGCUGUCCUAUGCGGAGCAAAAAGCCAAGCUAUUU